GUCAAAAGUGUCAGUUUGACAACAAUAGUUGAUCAAAGUUUUUCAAUUUGUUUAUUUUUAAUAUUUAUCAUAAAAAUUGCCGAUUGCGCUUGUAACCGGCACCAGCAAGUGGAGUUCAACCAAGAAUCAAUGAAUAUGGAAUAAGGUUAAAUAGUAAAUGUUGAAUUUGUUUUCCUAAAAUGGAGUGUUAUGUGGUUAUCUCCUUUAUUGGCGAAGGAUCCUUUGGUCGUGUGUUUAAAGCAAAACAUAAAGAAACGGACGCUAUUGUAGCUCUAAAAGUUAUAAGAAAGAAAGGCAGAUCAGUGAAAGAUUUGAAAAAUCUAAGACAAGAAUGUGACAUUCAAAGGCAGCUGAAACAUCCAAAUAUAAUUCGGAUGAUAGACAGCUUUGACACAGAGUCAGAGCUGGUGGUAGUCACAGAGUAUGCAGAGAAGGAAUUACACAGCAUCCUCGCUAAAGAAGGUUGCUUGAAUGAGGAUCAAGUCAAGAAAAUUACUUGGGAUUUAGUCUCGGCUCUGUAUUAUCUGCAUUCUCAUAGGGUACUACACAGGGAUUUAAAACCACAGAAUGUGUUACUCGAUAGUUCGGGAAGAGCCAAGCUCUGUGACUUUGGUCUUGCCAGGAUCAUGACAAAUGCCACACAUAUUCUGACCUCUAUCAAAGGUACACCUUUGUAUAUGGCACCAGAAUUAAUUGAGGAGAAGCCCUAUGAUCAUCAGGCAGACUUGUGGUCCCUCGGAUGCAUAGUAUAUGAGUUGAUAGCAGGCCAGCCUCCCUUCUGUACCAUGUCAAUAUGGCAGCUUGUAAGGAUGAUCAGACACAAGCCCGUGCAGUGGCCCAGUUUCAUCAGCUCAGAUGCUAGGUCAUUUUUACAGGGUUUAUUGCACAAAGAUCCAAUGAAAAGGAUGACUUGGCCAGAAAUUUUGGAGCAUCCAUUUGUGUUUGGGCAUGUCACCAUUCUCCCGGAAGAUGUACAAAGUGAAUCUCCUUUUACGAAACCUUUGUCUUACAGUCAGCAAGAAGCUAAGCAGCUACAAAGGGAAAAAGUUUGUAGUAAUACAAGAACAAUACCUGAACCAAAACCGACCACGAAAGAGCAUGACUUACGUAAUGUACGAGUAAUGCAGGCAAUGGAGUGUGUUCCAAUGUCGGAUGACGAUAGUGUCAGAGCGACGAGUGCAUUCAGUGUACGAGAUAGUCUAAAGACUGAUGACGAGGACCAAUCCCAUCCCAUAACAGCAGCUAACGCGAAACUUCUAAGACAUGAGUACAAUGUCCUAAACAACUCUAACCUAGUAGUAUGCAACCUAGAAAACAAUAUGGCGCAACUCAUGGCAGCUAACAAAAAACAGUCAGAUCUCAAUAAAAUGGACAAAAUAGAUGAAGAAAAAACGAAUACAGAGAAACAUGCAGAAGAAAAGAAGGCCAUCAGUGCCAGUGAUGGUAAACAGGAUCUACUAGAUGUGAAGCAAAAAGUUAAAUCUAUAGACACAGCAUCACAGAGCUUGGAACAUCCCAAAAGUUCGACAAAAUGCAGUAGUGAAGUCAGCUCGGGGCUCAGCAAAAGUGUCCCACCAUCUUACAAACAGAAAAUACUACAAUUUUCUCGUGACAAACUCAGAUUUGGUAGUGGAGGGAACAAAUUGACACGAAGUAUCAAAAGAUCUUUCCAUUUUAGUAGAAGUUGGGAUAAAAAUAAAACUGAUACGCAAAGACGGACCAGUGAACCGACUAUUGAGGUUUCGAGUCUCAUAGAUGAUAAGGAAAAAUGUUCUAAAGAAGAGAGAGAUCAGGAUAUUGAAAAAUCUGAGAUUAUUGAAGAGAUAUCUGACGAAAAAGAGGUUGCUGAUAAUGAUAGAAUACUUAAAACUGAGGACAAGAGUGAUGUCAAAGAGCCAUCCUCAAUUGAAUUGGAAGAAUGGGAAGCAUUUCUCAAUUCGAACAUCAGUGAAGUAAUGGAUGGUGAUGUAGAAUCUCUCACUCAACUAAACAUGGUUAGCAUGGUGAUAGGCGUAGUAGGUAGUGCGGCGCGAGCGAGUGACGGAGGGCGAGUGUGUGGCGCAGUGGCAGCUCUACUGGCACUACCUGCGCUGGCGCAUACUUUGCCCAGGCACACCCUGCUCAAUAUACAGGAUGUAUACCUCGAAGCUAAAGUUGUGUAUAACUUUGUAGCUGCGAUUAAUUCGCUCAUGAAAGACAGAAUAUUCAACGACGAUGGAGCGCAAGAUAGGUUACAAGGCGUGGGUCGCAUGCUGGAAGUAUGUGCGUGGCUGUGCGUGCGCUCGUGUCGCGGCGUCAGACAGUUCGCCACCGCACUCACUGCUUACAACGCCCAUCCCGUCUUUACCGGACUUUUGAUGCACUAUUCCAAGUCACCCCGUAUAGUUUUGAACAUAGUGGGUCUCCUUAUAACGGUGCUGCAAGAUCUCCCGGAACACGCAGACGUGGUCGAAAAGAUACUUUUCGAUGAAGAAAAAUUCAAUUUCAUAAGUUUAGUGGAACAACCGAGUGACGCCUUGAGAAUGAGAGUGUGUAUACUAAUCAGUUUGCUCUGCACAUUCUCCUGUACCGCGUUUUCGGUUGCCAUGGAAACGAAGUGGAGUAAGAAAGAGACUGAAUCUAUUGAGGCUUUACACACUCAUUGUAACGUGGCUCUGAAUAGAGCGGCCCGAUUGGCCACAAAAGAGCUUAGCAAUAUGCCUUUUUAUGUCAGCUAGUGAUAAAGUUUAGUUUUGCUAAGCAACAAAAUCGGAUCAAUUUAAACUAAAGAUAGGAGUUUUUUGUUAAUAAACUUUUAUACAUUAUAUUUGAACAGGUUGUAGCUACUAUGAUGCAGCUAAAGCAAGUUAUAAAUCAAUUAGCUUCUUCUUUCCAGCGGCUUCACCCGCGUUCCCGUGAGAUAAGCAGCUUAUAUGUUAUUGUAGACCAUUGUACAUCAAUCCGUUUUCCAAAUAUCGUCCUGAUCUCUUCAGCCGUUUUGGCGUGGUUGAGUAAAAAUAUACACACCGACUCACAGACUUUCUCAUUAUAUAUUAGUAACAUAAAUAAGAACACAAUCUCAAUACUUAGGUAAGUAAUUUUAAUAUUAACAUUUAUUUGUACUUAAUUCAUGUAGAUAUUUUAAUAAUUAUCGAUCUUUUUUACAAUUCAGAAUUUUCGUCCUAUAGUUUGUUGACAUAGAGUAGAUAAUUAAUUAUAUACCUACCUAGCACUAAUGUGGGCCUAGGUAAUUUUUAUACCUAAACUUUUAGCUAUUUUAUAAAAUAACUAGCUGACCCGGCAAACGUUGUUUUGCCUUAUAAAUUAUUUCUAGUUCUAGUGAACAACCCUUAUCACUUAGGGGUAUGGAAAAUAGAUAGUAACCGAUUCUCAGACCUACUGAAUACGCAUAUAAAAUUUGGUAAAAAUCUGUAAAGCCGUUUCGGAGGAGUACGGUAACUAACAUUGUGACAUGGAAAUUUUAUAUAUUAGAUUAAAUACUCGUUACAAAAUUGCUUUAAAUAUUGUGUGAAAAAUUUAAAAUAUAGUAAUUAUUAGCUUUGGAAAAGAUGUUAGUGAAUAAACGAGUAAUAUUGACUACAGACUGAAUGUGAAAGAAUUUCUAUGUGUGGAUGGAUACUAAGUAUCACUCAACUCGCUUAUGGAGACCAAAAUAAAUAGUAUGGACAAGGUUUGACACAAAGAAAUAUUACUGCCAAAUGGUGAUUUUAAUAAAAUAUAGGACUAUAGCUGUAUAUUAUUGAUAUCUUUAAUAUUUUAUUUCAUCUCAUAGUUAAGACGAAAAAAUGGUAAUAUUAUGUAGGUACGUAAACACAUUUUUUCCGAAUCUGCUCAGAUUUUUACAAGGUUUUAGUGCCAUAAUUAAAUAUAAUUAAGUUUCUGAUAUAUUACAUGGAAUUUUUGUAUUAUAGGACUCAGAUAAGAAAUGGUUAGUCUUCGCUUAAACGGUUCAAUUUCUUGUUACAUUAUAUUAAUGUAUUCUAUUUAUAUAUGUGUACAAAUGAAACAUUAUUUUUCUUCAAAUAUAGAUUCAUGGAAAUGUUAUGUUUAUUUUAUGUAUGUACCUAUAAACUCAAAAAAUAUUUUCUCAUAUAGAUAUUAUUAUCUGUUUAAAUAAACUGUUUUAUUAUAAAAUCUUUAAACUAAUUAGUGUAAGAUUUUUUUACUUAAAGAUCUAUUAUAGUGUAAUUCAAUGUAAUCUCAAUUUUAUUCUAAAUGUAAAAGCAAUAAACUAUACAACGAUGUAAACACAAUAAAAGUAAAUAAAAAUAUUAAUUAUAAUAA
Molecule: messenger RNA, 4284 nt
Organism: Spodoptera frugiperda (fall armyworm)
Lineage: Eukaryota; Metazoa; Arthropoda; Insecta; Lepidoptera; Noctuidae
Gene: fu
Product: serine/threonine-protein kinase fused
Exons: 11
Coding region: 180-2717 (845 amino acids)
Biological process (GO): protein phosphorylation
Cellular component (GO): cytoplasm
Molecular function (GO): protein kinase activity; ATP binding
Source: RefSeq, a predicted model, not a curated record